GGCGCCCGGCGCCCGGCGCGGGGAGGGGGCUCUGCGGCUCCAGGGGGCGGGCCCGGCUGCUGGCGGGGGCCCAGCACAUAACUCGGCGCGGUCGCCGUCUGGGGCAGCAGACACCCAGCCGCUCGGAGCCGAACUGGCAGCAUGAAGACCCUCCUGGCCCUGCCGCCGCUGCUGCUGCUGCUCUCCACUCCCCACUGUGCCCCCCAGACCCCCAUGAUCCGAGGAGAUGCUCUGGAGAGGUCCUGCCUUCAGCAACCCCUGGACUGCGACGACAUCUACAGCCAGGGCUACCAGGCGGACGGCGUGUACCUCAUCUACCCCGAGGGGCCCAGCGUGCCGGUGCCCGUCUUCUGCGACAUGACCACGGAGGGUGGGAAGUGGACGGUUUUCCAGAAGCGAUUCAACGGCUCUGUGAGCUUCUUCCGGGGCUGGAAUGACUACAAGCUGGGCUUCGGCCGCGCCGACGGGGAGUACUGGCUGGGGCUGCAGAACCUGCACCUCCUCACGCUGAAGCAGAAGUACGAGCUGCGCGUGGACCUGGAAGACUUUGAGAACAACACGGCCUAUGCCAAGUACGCCGACUUCUCCAUCGCGCCCAACGCCAUCAGCGCCGAGGAGGACGGCUACUCCCUCUAUGUGGCCGGCUUCGAGGACGGCGGUGCAGGCGACUCCCUGUCUUACCACAGCGGCCAGAAGUUCUCCACCUUCGACCGGGACCAGGACCUCUUCCUGCAGAACUGCGCGGCCCUCUCCUCCGGCGCCUUCUGGUUCCGAAGCUGCCACUUUGCCAACCUCAACGGCUUCUACCUGGGGGGCUCCCACCUCUCCUACGCCAACGGCAUCAACUGGGCCCAGUGGAAGGGCUUCUACUACUCCCUCAAGCGCACCGAGAUGAAAAUACGCCGGGCCUGAGCCGAGGCCUGGCCCCAAGGCCGCGCUCCUGGCUGCUGGCCUCCAGGAGCGCUCCCCCGCUGGGCCUGCACCCUCCCCCCCCAUACCCCCUCCCCGUUAGCCCUGCUUCUUAACAGCUCCAGCCCCAGCUCACCCCGCCACACCAGGCAUCCCCGGAGCCAGGCCUCUUCCCUCCACCUGAGGCGAAGCUGCCAGCCAGUUCCCAGGCCUCCUCUGCCUCCGCUCAACCCCCAGCCACGAGCUGCUAACCCAGGCGGCAGGCUGGUGCUCCCCUUAGCCAGCCUCCUUCCCACCUGCAUGGCCGCCAUCACCACACCCUAGCAACGCCCUGGCUGUUCUCAGAAAAUGUCUCACCUUCGCUUCCUUCCUCCCUCCACCUUCUCUAGUGGUGAGCACCGCGGGCCCCUUGCCCCAUCUGUCACCUUAGCUUCCCUGCUUCCUGCCCCAGGCCUCCAAAGCUCUGCCCAAACUGUAUUUCACCACGGCUACUGCACGACCCAGCCCCCUGAACAGCCACAGGCCGGGCAGGCAUAGAUGAGGUUCGGCCACCACAGCUACUGCACAACCCCCCACCCACCCCACCCACCCACCCCGAACAGCCACAGGCCGGGCAGGCUUAGAUGAGGUCCGCCCCGGCCCAGGCUGCAGUCUGGCCAUGGGAGGAGCACAGGACGCUGUCGCAGGCUGGAGGCAGGAGGGGAGAGGAGGUCUCAGCCUCAGGACGAGCGAGUGGGCUGUGGCUGUUGUGCGUGCAACUGCAUCUGCUGGCCCCCGAAUGCGGGGCCUGGCUCCUUCUCCUCACUGACAGCACCCGCCCUCCACUCCACAAAGACACCCGAGUUAGCGCCAGAGAGAACCUUCUAUUUCACAGGCCUCAUUUUUAUGGCAAAGAGAAUGACUAAUAAUAAAAUCACAUAAUAAAAAUAGAA
Pipistrellus kuhlii (Kuhl's pipistrelle) is the source of this 1841-nucleotide messenger RNA. It is a transcript of the gene MFAP4, whose product is annotated as microfibril associated protein 4. Gene Ontology annotation, biological process: elastic fiber assembly. The transcript has 6 exons. The coding region runs from base 142 to 912 and encodes 256 amino acids. The record is from RefSeq and is a predicted model, not a curated record. Lineage: Eukaryota; Metazoa; Chordata; Mammalia; Chiroptera; Vespertilionidae.